CGCCAACCAAUCAGAACGCUUCUCGAAGCCCAGUUAGCUUUCUACGGUUAGCAUAACAUAACCGAGCAAAACAUGACAUAAUGCGUUAAGAAAUGAGCAGUAAAAACAUCAAAUAACUGGAUAUUUUCUUCUGUUGUCAGCUUACUUCUGGACUCUGACUUUGGACUUGAAGGAAAAGAACAGGUGGAGGAAGAACUCAGAAUAUAUUCUUGGGAGCUGUGUGCAGUGUUCAUGUUAACAUCCAGGGGAGUAGAGUCUGUUCACCAUGGCCCUCGCUGAGGAGACACCCGAGAAACACUGCUGGGUGUGUUUUGCCACAGAGAGAGAUGACCUGGCUGCGGAGUGGGUGAGCCCCUGCCGCUGUAAAGGCUGCACUAAAUGGAUCCACCAGGCCUGUCUGCAGCGCUGGCUGGACGAGAAGCAGAAGGGGAACAGCGGGGGGGCGGUCAGCUGUCCGCAGUGUGGCACCGAGUAUCACAUCACCUUCCCCAAGAUGGGCCCGCUGGUGUACUUCCUGCAGCAGGUGGACCGGGCUCUGACUCGGGUCAGCCCCUUCGCUGCCGUCGGAGUCGUGGUCGGCACCGUGUACUGGUCCGCCGUCACGUACGGAGCCGUGACCGUCAUGCAGGUGGUGGGUCAUAAGAAGGGUCUCCAUGUGAUGGAGCGGGCCGACCCCCUCUUCCUGCUGAUGGGUCUGCCCACCAUCCCAGUGCUGCUGGUUCUGGGGAAGAUGAUCCGCUGGGAGGACUACCUGGUGAGGCUGUGGCAGAAACACUCCCACAGGGGGAAGCUCACACCAGGUCGUUACCUUCCCAGAGUCCCGGCUGACGGCCUCGGAGCCGGAGAUCACCUCUCUGUCUCUCGGACUCUGUGUGGAGCACUCGUUUUCCCCACCAUCGCCUCUCUGGUGGGGCGGAUGCUGUUCAGACAGAUGCCCUCCAACCUGCAGCGCACCGUGCUGGUGUCUCACUGACUCCCCUCUCCACCUGCAGGGCGGCAUCGCCUUCGUUCUGAUCAAAGGAGUUCUGAAGGUGUAUUUCAAACAGCAGCAGUGCAUCAAUCAGGCCAGCAGACACAUCCUGGACUACCCAGAGGGGAGCGCUGAGGGACAGAGCGACGGCGCCGAGGACGAGGACACGGAGGACAGCGGCAACGAGUAGUUUUAAUAAAGAGGAGAGAGAGGGAAAACUGUGAUGUGAUUUACUUUAAAACACAAGGCAGAGGUGAGUCUCAGUGAGAAGGAAGCUUCAUCUGCCCCGUGGACGUUUAAAGGGGCCCUAUUCUGCUUUUCUUUUGGUGUCCCUUUCCUGCAGUGUGUUUCUGUAGUCUGCAAAGGCUAAAAUCCCCCCUAUGGAACACUCGUGCUCCAACACGUUGUUGUGAUAGGCUAAGGGGGCGGGACAUCUAAUCAGCUAACCAAUCAGAGCAAACUGGGCUCUGGUUUCACACACAGACAGUAUGAGAAAAAGUAUGAGAGCUAUUUGAACAUUAAAGCAUGGAGACAUGUCCCCGGAGAGACACUACACACUGAACAUGAGGAGAACAGGGCCCCUUUAAUAUUUCUCCUCCAACAUCUGCCUUAUUCUCACCCGUAGAAAAACAUAUGUGAACAUAUCAGAGCUCCUCUCAUCCUUAAAAUCUAGUCUCAAUGACAACAGAUACUUGAAGAUAUUUAUGAAAUAUAAUUUGGUGCCUUUUCUUUUUAUAAAGUGCCCGAUUUAUUGGAGCUUCAACACAGACUAAUGAUUAGGAAAGGGAGGAUUUAAAUUGUGAAAGCAUGAAAGGAAUCAUUGUUUUUAUCAUCAAAUGUAGAAAUAAAUCAUCGUAUCCACAAUAAAUUCCUCCCAAAGUCCAACUGAAACUAGCGUAGUGUGUCUCUGGAAGUCUAAAUGUGUGUUUGCACCUCAGAAUUUUGAGUAUUUGGUCAUUCAAACAAUGAAAUAGUUGACAGGAGACAGCUGGGUAUUCAGAUUUACUGCACUUGUGUUUUAGGUAUCUUCAGUGCAUGUAAGUUAAGAAGCCUUAACACACGUCCUCCUUUAAUGUGCCUUAUUUGAAGCACUUUUUUCAAAAUAGAACAAGCUUAUUUUCUGUAAAGCACUGUUCUGAAACGUGACGGUUACUCAUUUUUUACCUCCGUUAUGAUACCUGCUUGGUUUUGAUCAUCUUUGGGUCGUUUCUCUGUAUUUAUUGCAUUCAUUUUUGAUCUACUGGAUAAAAAAUUGCCCCUAAUUGUUUUCCUUCAAACUCCUUUUAUAAGGAUAUUUAAAUUCUUGCUUUGGUUCUACAUUUUCUGACUUGCAGCACCUGUUUGAUAAAAGGAUGCUGCAGUGUUCUGUGAUUGUGUCUCCUUAGUUUUAAGACCUGCUGAUGUGUCGGAUGCUAAUGUGAAACGCUCCCCAACAGGAGACUGAAAGUAAUCCAAACAUCUCACAGUUUAUUCUUCCUGAGUCGAUUGUGGUUGUUUGCACUUCCUCUGGUGGCACAUAAUAUAUCUAUUUUUGGAGUAAAAAGAAAAGGGUGAGAUUUAUUGUUGAUUUGAAGCUCUUUCUGCUCUUGCCAAAUGAACAUGCUCUGGGACUUUAAUUGCAAGUGUGUGUUAACAUGAGCUCUUAUUUUAUGUUUUGGUGACAAAUGUGUUUAAUAAAGGUCUUUAUAAACCAA
Molecule: messenger RNA, 2664 nt
Organism: Eleginops maclovinus (Patagonian blennie)
Lineage: Eukaryota; Metazoa; Chordata; Actinopteri; Perciformes; Eleginopidae
Gene: marchf5l
Product: membrane-associated ring finger (C3HC4) 5, like
Exons: 8
Coding region: 266-973 (235 amino acids)
Biological process (GO): regulation of mitochondrial fission; protein polyubiquitination
Cellular component (GO): mitochondrial outer membrane
Molecular function (GO): zinc ion binding; ubiquitin protein ligase activity
Source: RefSeq, a predicted model, not a curated record